AUGACCGGCGGAAGGGUGUACCAGAUCCAUGAUAGGAGGACGCGGAGCAACACAGCGGCAGGUCUGGGUUCCCCCGCGGCCAUGGAGGAAGAGGCGAAGAUGGCAAACCAGCAGCAGCGAAUCGGCCCAUCCCCACGAAAUCCCCCUCUCCCCGCUUCGUCUCUCCCUGCAACUCCAUCAGUGCAGGGGCUUGAUGUCCACCAAUCUUGGGGAAGUCAAGAAAUCCACGAACCAGGCACCUCAAAGAAUAGAACUAAGUGGAAUCACCAGAGGAGGCUAUAUCUUAUUGAACUCUUAAAAACCCAUGAUGUGCCUAGAUUUCGGACACACAAUGCAUGGAGUAAGGAUGCUUGGACUAGUAUUGUGGCUCAGUUCAAUCAGAAAUUUUCUUUGUCAUUCUCUAUUGGACAAGUGAAACAAAAGGAGCAGGAUAUGAAAAAAGAAUUUCGUACCAUAAAAGAUUUGGUGGCAGAAAGUGGUUUUGGCUGGGAUUCCGAUAGAAUGAUGGUGACGGCACCACCAGAUGUUUGGGCAGCAAUGGAGGCACGCAAGAAUAAGGACGCUCUGUUUUGGCGAGACAAGUCAUUUCCGUACUAUGAUGAUCUGUUUGCUUUAUAUGAUGGCGUUAUGUCAGAAGGAAGAAGUUGUCGUGGUAUGGAUCAUUAUGCCAAUAAGGCAAUAUCGCCUUCACAAGUUUCUCCUGAUGUGCACCUGCAGUCACCUUCAGCUAGUAUACCUGCUCCUGGUUCUUUCAGUUUUGAUAUUGAAGAGGACAGGGAUGAUAUUAAUUGGUUUGAAACUCUUCGUCACAGUGCCCGGCCAUCUAGUUCAACUCCGGAGGCAGUUGAUGGUAAGCGUGAUAAAAGGCAAAAGACCAAGCACACUAUUACAACUGAACAUUUUCAUGAGAAGUACUUGAAGUUGAAAAAAGAAGAGAUUGAGCGAUUAUUUGCCAUAGAGGAGAAGAAGCUAGAUGAUCCUUUCAAGUAUCAAGAAAUGCAUCCUUUGUGCUUGAGGGGCUUAGUGAGCUACAAACUGGAGAUAUGCUAA
Messenger RNA from Miscanthus lutarioriparius, 1050 nucleotides. Lineage: Eukaryota; Viridiplantae; Streptophyta; Magnoliopsida; Poales; Poaceae. The record is from the annotation of a GenBank genome assembly.